AUGCCCCAGCGUCACCCCAACCCGGGGGCCCAGCAGGUGGCGCCCAAGGGGUUCCCCGGCGACGGCGCUCGCCGAAGGAGCGACCCGCUGCUGCCCAGGCUGCCUGCGCCCCAGCUGCGAGCAUCUUCUGGCGCGGGGGGCUCAGGGAGUUCGAGGGCCUUGGGGAGCGACGCAGGGUGGUGGCAGGCCCCCAGGUGCGCGUCCUCGCACACAGAGCCUGGGGUGGGCGUCCGGAGCCCCCUGCCGCGCCUGCCCGCCCUGCCCACAGUGGCCCCGCGGGCGGCGCAGGACCGCACAGGGCUGAGGUCGCUGCUACUGCCGCCCCUGCUCCUGGCCCGCGCGCCCCGGGCACCGGCGCCCCCGCGCCGCGGGCCUGGAGAGUGCGAGGACCCCCGGAGGGGCUCGGCCAAGGAGGCCCCGGACUCCCUGGGCGCCCUCCUGGGGGAGCUCCUCCUCCCCAGCAGGUUCCGGGGGUUCCUGCGCCAGCUUGGGGUGGAGCAUGCGGAGGAGCAGCCGCAGCCACCGAGUGAGGCCCUGCGGCGCCCCCAGGGGGCGGGGCAAGGGCGGGGGUGGCUCUACCAUUGCCCUUAUUGUACAGAUGAGGAAGCCGAGGCCCAAGGCCGCGUAACUAGGAAGAGCGUAGGAAGGACUGUCCCCAAGCAAAGGCUCAUAACUCUUUCCACCUCCUCCUGGCUCCCAGCAUCUCCACAUCAAAGGGGUGUGUCAGAGCACUGCCGGAGGUGUCCUCAGUGUCCCAACUACUCCUUCCUCCCAGACCUGCGGGGCAAGUCAUCGUACUUCCGGAAUAGUCUUAAGAAGAUUUUGCUCCAUCAGAUACCUGCCCUGGGGCCCCUGAAGAGAGAUCACUCACAAUUCACCACAGUCAAGAAGGCCAACCAUUCCUCGGGGGAAGGCUCAGGGCCCCGCAGGCGGUGCUACCCCUUCCGAGUGCGAUUUGCUGACGAGACCCUACGGGACACAGCACUCCGCUACUGGGAGCGCAGCUGUGCAGUCUGGCAGGGCAGCCUCGAGAAGGAGAACGGGACAGCCACCCAGUCGGCGGCAUCAGAGCGGGUGUUCAGGAGUGUCGGGAGAUGGCUGGAGAGUUUGCCCAAAACCCUGUACUCCAGAGCCGUGGAGGAGGCCACGGCCAGGCCCUGCCUCUCACGGGCUUCUGUCCCCCUCAGGCCCACCCAGGAGCCGCAGGGCCACUUCUCUGAGGAUGCCUCCGUGAACAGCAGCCUGCCGUUCAUCCCCAGGGCCACCACCCAGAGGCAGCGGGGUGACCUCAAAACCUUCCUGGGCGCCCACAGCAUCCUGGAGCAGGGGGGCAAAUCGCCCUCCUCCUGGAGCCAGAAGCUGGAGUCCUUCCUGCCCAGCUUGGUGCUGCACACGGUCCUGAAGCGGGGCCGCCCCAAGGGGUACCAGCUUCUCCUGCCUUCCACAACCCCGCAGCGGGCUCAGAGGUGA
Ceratotherium simum simum (southern white rhinoceros) is the source of this 1470-nucleotide messenger RNA. The record is from RefSeq and is a predicted model, not a curated record. NCBI's taxonomy places the organism in Eukaryota, Metazoa, Chordata, Mammalia, Perissodactyla, Rhinocerotidae.